AUGAAACCUGAAGAAGAAUUCCUGAACGCAGCUGCAUGGACAGAAAAGUACCCGCACUGUUAUCCACGUUGGUAUGGAAAUUUCUUGGCUUUCCUGUGCAUCAACCACCCCGAAUAUGCAAAGACCGUGUACAGCAGAGGCGGUAAGAAAUGUGUAUCUUAUGUCCCUCUCAUUGUGCAGUUACAUGAGUAUGCUGGAGGCUGUCAAAAUUAUUCAUGCAGUAAGUUGCAUUGCUCUUUGUAAGGCAAGAAAUAAAUGUAAGUGAUUCAUAUUUCAAGGGCAUCCUAAAGCAACCUUCCCCAACCUGAUGCCUUCAAGAUGUUUUGAACUCCAACUCCCAUCAGUCCCUCACUGCCAGGCAAAGAACUCCCAGCUCCCAGCUCUAGUUCUACCCAAGUCUUUAAUACUCAGAUCAGAUUGGUAGAGAAGGCACACAGCAGACUACAAAAUUCAAAAAGUACAUUAGAGAACUGGAUAUUUCAUUUUGGAAAUUGGGGGAAGCACAACUAUUUGCCCAACAAAUGGCUGGAGUCCCCAAGGCUGGUCAGGAAAAUGGUCACACCUUGGAGUAAGCUGGACAAGGAAAAGGUUGUCUGUCUUUAUUUACAUGUGCAACAAUGUGGGAGUGUGCCUUGGAUCUGGCUGCUGAAAAGCAAGGAGAGGCAAGUGAGGGAGCUCUGGGUGCCCAUAGGAAUCCCCUAGAUUCAGGCAACAGAGUACAAUUUAGCAAAUUAAACAUUUAAAUUUGUUCUCACAAAUAGUUUUUUACCAUCUCAUGCUAAGCUCAUUUUCUCUCAUUUAUCACACUAUUCAGAUCCUAAAUCUCUUGUAACAUACAGCUUCCUAAUUCCAUGGAUUGGUAUGUAUUUUCUCUCACUAAUUUAUGCACCCUUAUAUUUUCUGUGAUAUUCUUGCCUCGAGCAUAUACAUAUAUUCUCAGCUUUCAAAGUUCAAACUUUGGGAAGCUGCUAGUAUUUGUUAAGCUGGUGCCUUCCCCACUGGUGCCUUCCAGGAGGCUUUAGUGCCAGCUUUAUUCCUCUGGCCAACUGAUUUCUGCCCAUUUUGCUCAGGAAUCAGACUCUAUAGUAUGUUUCCCUACAAUCUCAAAAGUCUGUCCUUAUAGAGUCUAUGAAGAAGGACUUCUCGGAUUGUAAGGAAAUAUACACACUGCAUUCCAUGUUUCAGAAAUCCUUUAGUAGGUAAAUAGAUUCUUAACUUGAAUUAUUCCAGCAAUUAAAUGCCUACUUCAAUGGGUCAUAUAUAGUGCUGGGGGGAUCCUUCUACUAUAAACCCUGUCAUCUGUGGUGGAUAAUUUUCCAUGUGACCCUGACCCUGGUGUAUGUGCCUAAGAAAGACAACAUUAUCUUGGGCUUCUGUUCCUCAUUUUCCUUCCUUUUCCUGGCAGGAAGGGGGCUUCUCAUCCUGAAUGGGCCAAAGUGGCAGCAGCACCGGAAACUGCUGACUCCCGGAUUCCAUUACAAUAUUCUGAAGCCUUAUGUGACUCUUAUGGCAGAAUCAGUCAAGGAGAUGCUGGUAAGAAACCCCAUUGCUACUUUCAGGAGGUCAGCUCCAGUCUAAGAAGUUGCUCAUCCACCUUCAUGAUCUCAGUCCUGCUUUGAGCAGACUCAGAGGGCCUUUAAAUUUUUAUUUUUCUUUGACCUGAAAACCUCCUCUGAUACACCACAAAGAUUUUUUGGGAAAGUUUGAGUCAGAAGCCCCCACCAAAGUGUGAAGCUAGUUGAGCAGCCCUUUGGGUCGCAGGCAAUGAGUUUGCAGCAGUAUUGAAUUCUAAAAUUCCUUCAUAACCUGUGACACUUGAUAUUGUCUUAAUUAGUUCAUCCACAUUUUCAGGACAGACAGAUGCUGACUACCAUUAGCUUUCUUUGUGGAAUAUUAAAAUGCAUCACUUUGAAGGGUUGUGCAGUGUUGUAUUAGCUAGAAUUGUAUGUCAAAACUGUGUUUACGUUUGCAGACAGUGUUUUUGACUGGAAUGCCUGCUAUCACCCUUUCCUUUUUAGUCCUGUGUAUUAAUGAUCAGUUCAUUAGCUCCUGAUAAUCUCCUAACCUUGUUUCAGGGAACACAUUCAGCUACCCAAUCCUGAAGCACACAGUCGAGUCUCUCUCAGAGGACAGCCGCACAUAAUCUUAGCAAAACCAUUUCCCAAAUGCAAGGAUCAUUUGCAGGGGAAAGUUAAUGGGCAGCAUGGAGAAUGCUCAAUUCUGUCUCACGCCUCUUCAUUCUUCCCCACAUUUCCUCCCCACAGGCUUUAUGUGUGUUCCUGAACUAGGCUUACGAGCCAGUAGAGGAAACUGCCCAGCAGACAGUGGUGGCUGAUGCACAUUGCGACCAGGAGGGUAGAAGGCAGGGUGGUCAAAAAUAAGUGGAGCCAGAGCAAAUGACAGGCAGAGCCAACUAAUCUUACUCCAUGCCGAGUUCUAGAAAUGCAACACUGAGGCUAAAGACACAGGCAUGCCUUUGACUGGUUAUACGUAAAAAGGCACGUGGGUGGGGUCACCCUGAGGUUGAUGGGACAGUCCUCCAGUCAUCCUAAUGAACUAGCCUCCACUGCUAGGAGGGGUCUAGGCAAACUGAUGUAUGGGGAAAGGGUUAAGCACCUGUACUUCUCAGCCAAUGAUUCUCCUUUGGAAAUGCUCUCUGCCAUGCCAUGCCUUAGUAUUAUGGGGUAAGGAUCACUGUCAUUACCUUGUAAUGUGCAAUUUCACCUUCAGUGAUGUGAGUACAUGAAAGGACCCAGAAUAAGAAAUAAUCAAAGCACCUCAGAAAAUAAAUAUAACUUAUUCAGCAAUUAACAAGCAAAAUCCAUAGUUGGGCAGCCACUGAUGUACUUGAAAAUCUAAAGUUUUCAUAUAUUGACCACAGCAGAUCAUAUAUUGUUCCAGUAUCUAAUAAUGAAUCAUUUAAUCAUUCUAGAGACUUCCCCAGAAUGAGACUUCUCAUUUCUGUCCCUUUCCUAAAACAUUAGGAUACAUGGGGAAAGCUGGAACCAAAGAAUGGCACAGCAUCAGUGGAGAUGUUCGAACAUGUCAGUCUGAUGACUCUUGAUACUAUUAUGAAAUGUGCCUUCAGCUAUCAGAAAAAUGCUGAAAUUGACAGGUGAGUAUAAGAUGCCAAUUUAAGGCAAGGUGGGAGCCACAGGCUGAUACAGUCUUUCUUUUUUGUGCCAUGGGCUAGCAGUGACAUGAGAAGCAAGCCCAAGGUUGCAAACACCUCUGCAAUCUGCAUAUGGUUAAUGAAGCCAUUCAGGAUGAUGGCUAUCACUACAUCUUUCGUGAGCAAAUUCUAUAGUUUAACUGUGCGAAGAAAUAGUUUCUUUAGUCUGUGAUGAAUCUUCCAACUGUCGGCUUCAACGGAUGGCCCUGGGGUUCCUUCCUCUAGCCCCUGGACCAAUUUGUUUGACCUUAUUGUGGGAUAACCAGCCUCACAUAACCAGCAUGCUUGGAUCUAAUUAAUGCAUGAAGGGGUUAAGACCAUAACGUAAGCUGUCCUGCCAGGCUUAGCUCACCUUGGAAGAGAGUAGGUAAUCAGAAACUAAUUGGUAGCCAUUGUAGUCAGGUGUAACAUGCUCAAACCAUCUUGUCCUUGUGCUGAAUUCUGCACCAGCUGAAGUUUCCGAGCUUUCUUCAGAGGUAGACAUAUAUAUAACGUGUUGCAAUAUUAUAACAUAGAGGUUACCAAAGUAUACACAACAGAAGUUGUGUAUCCAGAUAGGGAUACAGCUAGGCCACUAGCCGAAGUUGAUGGAAGGAAUACCUUGCCACUGAUGCCACGUAGGCCUCAAAUGACAGCAAAUGAUCCAGAAAUACCGCAAAAUUAUGUAUCCGUUCCUUCAGAGGGCGUGUAACCCAUCAAGAGCACACAGCCUCCCAUCCAUCCAGUCCAAGGAACCACUCACUAACAGUGCUUCAGUCUUAUCUGGAUUGAGCUUCAAUUUCUUGGUGCUCAUACCAAGGCAUUAAUGUCACUGCCACACCUGCAGCUGUAAAGGAGAAGCAGAACUGUGUUUAAUCAGCAUAUUGCUGACAACAUAUUCCAAAACUCUGGAUAACUCCACUCAGGAGUGUCAUGCAGAUGUUGUGGGGGAUAAAAUUCAACCCUGAUGAACCCCACAUUAAAGGCUCUGUGGAGCUGAGAAGAACUCCCCAAGCAUCACCCUCUGGAAACAACCAUUGAAGAAGAGUGGAACCACUACAAAACAAUGCCACUCAUCCCUACCUCCGAUCUCAAAUAGAAAUGGAUCUAGAAAUGGGACUUUUAAGAAACAUGUCAUCUAACCUUUUUUGUCUUCAUUUUGUGCUUAUAUUUGUUUCCACUUUCCUACUGUCCACAGAGAUAAUUCCUACAUUCAAACUGUAUUUGAUCUCAGCUUCCUGUUCUAUCAGAGACUGAAAACACCUUGGCAUCACAAUGAUCUCAUUUACCGGUUGACUUCCAAAGGGCGUCAGUUUUACAAAGCUUGCAAAAUAGCCCACCAUCACACAGGUAUGUAUCUUUUACUCCUUGGCAACAACUUCUUCUUCCUCCUCGUCUCCCUCCUCUUCUUCUUCUGAGCUAAUAUAUAAAUUUAUUUCAUAAUAGAAAAUUCAAAAGCAAAAACAUACUGUUUCAGUACCAUUAGGAAAAUUAAAAAUUGUAACAGUGUCGGUAUGAUGUACUAAGGGCAUAUAAAACGUAGGUGUGAAAAGAAGAAAAAAUUAAAAAACAAUUUAAUAUGGGUUAAAUGAUUAGUAACACAUGGACUUAUUAGGAAAGUUAGAGAAAUGAGAAAACUAAAAAGGUUGAAUAUAUUUGCUUGCCUCUUACACAUAGCUUUAUUCAUUUCAUACUGUUUGUUUUCAAUGCAGAGAAGGUAAUAAGAGAGAGGAAGGAUUCCCUCAAGAAUGAGAAAGAGCUUGAAAAGAUUCUGAAGAAGAGGCAUUUGGACUUCCUGGAUAUUCUUCUUUGCGCAAAGGUGGACAUUGUAGAAAUAAUGCACCUAUGCCUGCCAUGCUAUAUUGCUAAGGGCUUUUCUUGCCAUCACUAUAAUGUUCAGAUGACAUAGCCCAAGCAAAAUCCCAUGGUCUGCAAUAUAUACAUAAAAUUGUAAAGCUGUCAUCACACUGGAGUUUGUGUGGCUGCUGACAGGUGGCCAUGUUAACUCCAGCAUUAUGGCAGAAUGGAUGGUGGGCACGUGAGUGAGCAAGCACCAUGGGUGGCAGGUGGCCCAGGUGAGCUGUUUAAUUGAGGGGGUGGUGCUUCAGAGAGCAGCUUGGCAAACCGCUUUUGGAAGCACCUCCCCCUUCUUUGAUGUGAGCUGGGAGAGGGAGGAGGGUCUAGGAGAACUUUAAGUAUUGGAUCUCACUAAUCCUAUAAAACACUAUUUUCCCUGUGCGGUUAGGAUGAAAAUGGAAAUCCAUUGUCAGAUGAAGACAUACGUGCAGAAGUGGACACAUUCAUGUUCGAAGGUCAUGAUACCACAGCUAGUGGAAUCUCUUGGCUCUUUUAUUGUAUGGCCCAGAACCCUGAACAUCAGCAGAGAUGCAGAGAGGAGAUCAUGGAGCUUCUUGGGCAACAGGAGGAGAUACAAUGGUCAGACUAAAUUCUUGUUCAACUUUAAAUGUUUAUUUUCUGGGUCAUGUUAUGAGGUUUCUGAAGGAGAGCAAUACUGCAGAGUAGUUUAGGAUCAUAGUAGUCUGACCACAGGCCUCAGGUUGAGUAAGUUCCAGGGAAGAUGGGCCAGUCCUAUACUGUAGGAAAAGAAGCUCUGAUUUCUAUUUCUAUAUUUAAAUCACUGCUUUGGCUGCUGCACGGAUGUACUGUAGCUAGUGCGGUCAUGUUUGUAUCACCAAAAAUACUGCAAAAAUCAAAAUCUAUUAUCAAAAAGAGACAGCUCUUCAAAAAGUAGGACACAAUUAGCCUCCCUCACCCAUUACUUGCAUGAAGAGGUAACACAGUUACAAGAGAUGGGCUGUGGACUGAGCCCACCAAUACGCCUGAUCUCUAAUGUCCUGAUAACUUCAAAAGAGGGGAGCCUCCUCUAUUCAGGUGGGAUUCCUGCAUGAUUUGCUUUCCAGGUAGACUUCCUGCAUGGUUUUAUUUCCCAUAACAAUAAAAAAACCCACACCAGUUUUGUAUCCUGUAUUUCAUUCAAUCAAUCAUUUAACUUAUUUACUGCCUUUCUCACGCUAUAAGAAACAAGGUGGCUAACAGAAUAAAUUAAAAUGAAUACACUUAAAACCCCCACAGUCAAUAUAAAUGUUUUUUUUUAAAAAAAGAAGUGCAUAACCCUGCUAAAAACAGCCCUAAAAGCACAGAUAUUCACUAAUAUAUGCAUCUCCAUGCAUGCUUUAAGCUAGCAUGUGCAUUUUUGCACUUGUUAUUUGGCUGGAGAAGUGCAAAUUAUGAAGGGUGGCUGUGUUCAGUUCACAUCUUGUUCCAGAAAGUGUGAGUAAGGUAAGUUCACCUUUAAAUAGGAACUGAAUCAAAUUUCUCCCUCUCCCCAACACUUGUAUUGAGCAAGGAAAGCGUAGGUACUGGAUUCCACCCUGUCUCCUUUUUCCUUCAUCUUAAUAAAACUUUAUGCGACUUAACUCCAGUAAUUUUGGGCGGUGUCUUUAAGGGACGACUUGGGAAAGAUGACGUACAGCACCAUGUGCAUUAAGGAGAGCCUUCGGCUUUAUCCUCCAGUACCUCUUAUAGCACGAGAACUGAAUUCUCCUGUGACUUUUGCUGAUGGACGAACCUUACCAAAAGGUAGGUUUCCCGUCUCUCCCUUCUGCAGACUUCCUUUGAACUCGUCCCUUCCUCUUCCAUCUUCAUUCUUACACUGUUCUCAUUAUUCAGUUCCACUGUCACUUAACUUCCAUCAAGAGUGGCUAACCUUUUGUGGUCCACAUUCACCCUGCCAACUGUGAUGCAGCCACCCCACACUCUUGCAUGCACACACUCACAUCCGUGCACACAGGGAAUACGUGGAGGACACAUACAGGUGUGCAUGCCUACACAGAGGUACACAGCCCCUGUGUUCAGAGGGACAAUUUCUGGAGCUGCUAGGCCUUAGAUGGACCAUCUCUUGAGGCCCCACCUACACCUAAAUGAAUUCCUUGGGCAAACAAACAAAUAUUACAUGACCAGGAAAGCACAGUCGUAUGCUUUCCAGCUGCCUUCCUGUACUCUGUGCAGGAUCAUCCUGGUUACCAGUGCAACAACUCUGAAAAUCUGCCUCUCUUUGCAGCAAGUUAUUGAGAAUGAAUGUUUUGGUAAAUGCCACUGGAUAGCAAUUAAUUCUCAUUACAUAAUAUCACUGCUGAUGAAAUGAUAGUAGAUGAUGUGUCUCUUAUUUUCACAGGCUUUCUAGCUGCAUUGGAUGUUUAUGGUCUUCACAGAAAUCCUGAGAUUUGGGACAAUCCUGAGGUAAUAAUAAAAGAAGAAAAGCCUAAGCAAGACCUUUCUGGCGAGACUGAGAGAAGUUGACAUGUUUUGAGAAAAAGAUGGUGGAAUAAUUGCCAUAGACACAUACAAUUUCUUUAAGAAAAGAGGCCAAUUGUUUGUCACACUAACACUGUUUGACUAGAUGUGUGGAUUUAUCCCAGUGUUUUGUUUUACCAGUUUCUUGCUUGUUUUACCUUACUAAACGCAUCCGGACGUAUUCCAGUUUGGAGGUGAGAAAGGCUGAUUUAGUCCAUUGCCUCAUAUCAAUGGCCUAAUACCAAAAAAACUACCCCCUGGUAUGAUAUUAGGUGUGGAGCAGAAACAGAUAAACACAAGUGAUGCCUGCGUUUCCUUAUGUGGAUACUACCAGCUCUAGAGUGUGUGCAUGAGAGAGAGAUGCUGGUGAAAGUGUUUGUGUCUCUGUGUGUGUUUCUGUGCGCAUGUAGAGCUAAAUUACUCCCUACGCCAUGACUCUGAUCCAAAUCCCUUUCCUGCCAGCAGCUCUUAGCAAAAGAAAAAUGUUUGGAUAUAUCUUCAAACACUCUGAUGUCAAGCUUAGUGUGUCCCUCUACAGAAUUGGAUAAGAACAGUAUGAGGAAGAUACUGUACUAAUUAAGCAGAAGGACAGGCCACAUAUUAUGUAGUUAUGAUUCUUAAAAUGUUGUUUAAGCACUUACAAAAUGGCAAAGAUCUAUUGCGAAAAGAAAACCAUUGCAAAAAUAUAUUGGCAAAGCUGCUGUAGAAUCCUAAUCCAGAAAACAUUCCUAAUCCACGUCAGGAGCUGUGGAAGUAUUCUGCCAAAAUCCACCCACCCACCAGUCCCUAAAGUGCUGCUUACAAAAUCUGUGUAGGCUUCCUCUCCAUUCAAAGAGCAACUUCAGGAGCAACAUCAGCACCACAGCAGGGGGGAAAGGUUAGCAUUUCCCUCCCAAGCCCUGCAGGCCUGUUGCUGGUCAGACACUCCAAUGGCUGUGUACAGUUUUAAAAACAUGCACACUGAUGCAAUUAACAUCAUGUCUCAUUUGGACCAGGCAUUUAUAGAUUUGUCUCGUUUGGCCCAGGCAUUUAUAGAUAUGUCUCAUUUGGCCUGGGCAUUUACAAAUAUGUCUCAUUUGGCCCAGGCAUUUAUAGAUGUCAAGGAAUUUUCCUUCAGAUUACACUGGGUAAAACAUAUUGCUAUGAGUGUAGUCCUAUAAUCCUACACAGAACUAAGCCCCAUGGAGUGCAAUGGGUAUUAUGACCCAGUAAGUGGGUAUAGAAUAGUAUUCUUUUUUGUGAAUGCCCCUUUUUCCUUUAGCUCUUUUGCCACUAUAUCUGUUGCCAUACUAAUACAAAGUUCCAUGACUUAUUUUCUGUUGUAGGAGUUUAAUCCUCUAAGAUUCUCCACAGAGAAUUCAAAGCAUCGCCACCCAUAUGCUUUCUUGCCUUUUGCUGCAGGGCCAAGGUAAAUAUUUUCUCACCUAUAUUUUGCACUGUUUCCUCCAUAACAGGACACUUUGACAUUAAUAUUCCAUGAAAGACACAACUGUGUUCAAGGCUUAUAAAAUUGUGGAUGAGUCCACAGCAAAGCAGAAUUAACUGCCAGCAUAAGGCAAUAUAUGCUCAAAUGCCUAAAGGGGUUGGGAAUAUGAAGGAGAACAAAGAUGGUGCCAGAUAUUCAUUUCUGGGAAGGGAAAUCUAAAAGUGAAGGAGCAACAACUGAAAAGGCCCUGAUUUGACCAUCGCAGAAUGCUCUUCUGUUCACAAUGUAAUGUUGCCCUUUAUUCUACUCAGGAACUGCAUUGGACAGCAGUUUGCCAUGAAUGAGAUGAAGGUUGCUCUUGCAUUGACACUCCUGCACUUUGAGCUUUUUCCUGAUCCUGCCAACCUCCCGAUUCCCAUGCCGCAAAUUGUCACCCGAUCCAUGAAUGGGAUAUAUCUGAAGCUGAAGGCUCUCCGCUGA
Messenger RNA from Podarcis lilfordi (Lilford's wall lizard), 9371 nucleotides. NCBI's taxonomy places the organism in Eukaryota, Metazoa, Chordata, Lepidosauria, Squamata, Lacertidae. The record is from the annotation of a GenBank genome assembly.